CAAAUCUGUUUCAAGCAUGGGAUUGUGACCUUCUGCUCAGUAAGCUUAGUAAUGUAACAAAAAAGACAAAAGUGCCUCCUUGCAAGUGUUUUCAAACCUCCCACAGACAACAGGGAACAAAGCACAUCAUGACCAAGGGACAGGAACAACCCUGAGCUGGGGGUAGGCAGCAGGAAUGUUUGUCUCACAGUCUGGUCAGAACUGCUGUGCAGAACUGCUGCUGCUCCUCAUCCUGCACUGCCAGCAGAAGUCAAUAAUCCAUUGCUGGGGACACACUCCUGUGGGUGUGCUACUCUUCUGCAGGCUUUGUGUCACUCUUCCAAUUUGUCAGAAUAAAAACUCUUGGGGGAUCCUGGAAGCCUUCCACAGAAGCAUAGUUCCUUUGGAUUCACUGGUCCUUUGUUUGGCUAACUUUGCCUUUUUAAGAGUCUAAAAAUUACAUCAUCUUCAAUGAAGGAGUCACAUGCUCUUUCAGUGGGGGUACUGUGACUGCAACACAUCAGUGAAUCGGUGUUUUAGGGAUUUACUCCCCUCUGAUACCAGUUACCAGCGUGUUUGCAGCUUGUAUCACUCAAGUGGAUUGUUUUGUAGUUUGUAUCCACUUUGCAACAGGAAACUACAGCUAUUCAGGCAGCUCUUCAAGCAGCUCUUGAAUCCAAGAAUCUUGUGAUUCUGCUUCUCUCCUGAGUCAUUUUGCUGCCUUGAUGCAGUUUUGAAUUCCUGUGAGGGAUGCUGCUGGUUCUUGCUGAUUUUGUUUUGUCUUUAUUUUGACAUGUGAAGUCCACAGUAUCAUUGGUUCAGUCUAGUGACUGAGUCAAGUCUGCAGUGACAACUGUUGACUGACUUCCAACUUGGAAGUUUAAAGCUCCUUAUACUAAUCUAGGGUUGCACAAAAUAAGGACCACUGCUUUUAUCUGUAACAGUGUCUCUUUAUGAUGUCAUGAGAGUUUGUUUAUAUUAUGGAAAAUCCUGUCUUGGUGAGAAGGUUGAAGUAUUGUAUAAGCCUUGUCGUGAAGAGUUCAAGAUACAAUAUUCUGGCCUCAUUAAAAAGGUAGCUAUGUUAAGUAAAAUUAAUAAAUCAAAAGGCAGCCUGCUGGCAACUGGACUAGUGCUGCAAAAAGUUGUUUUACUUGCAGCUAUCUUAGUCAUGCCAUGGCUUUAGACAAGCAGUUACAGUGGAUCUUAAAGUCUGUGUGGAAUGAAGCAGUGGGGUUCUCAGGGUUGAGUGGACAGUUUACAUGUAUGGCUGGUAUAGCAACAGUUCAGGGAUAACCUUUGCUGAAAACUGGGAGCAAUUUCUUUGUAAGACAACAUGCAGGAAGAUGAUGAAUUCUGCUUAUUUGGUAUAUUUUCCUAGGUUUUAAUCAAGACAACAAUACUCAGGGAUUUCAUCUUGGUUUCAGCACCCAGGAGCUUGUUUUAAAGACUGUAUGUGAUAAUUACAGCUUCAGUCCUAGGUUCUGUGCUCAGUGACUUGUAAACUUUUCCAGUGUUAAGUAAAUUUAAGCUAUAACGUGUAUUUCAAAGGGGUAUGGUCUUUAGAUUUGUCAUUCCUGGUAAGUUACUUAAAUCAAAAGUUUGAUCACUUUUCUUCCAAUAGAACAGAAUCCCACAAAUAGUUAAUGCCUAACUUAGAGUGAUUCGUUAUACAAAAUGUUGGCAUUUUUAAUAAGAUUAAUAUAUUUCAAUGAAAAAAAGCAGAAAAUCUUUUUGAAUUCAAAUGUGCAGUUCCUUUAAUCUAAAAUAGUAUUAUGAAUCUUUGGCUUUCUCUAGAUGAUUCUGAAUUUCUCUAGAUGCAAUCUAAAAAUAAAAAGGUGAAUUUCCUAACAAAGCCUUAGAAAAUAAAUUACUGUUCCUUUUUUCUCUGUGCAUUAUCAUGGUUUACAUCAGCUGUAAUGCAGUUACAAGUGACUUGAAAUAGUUAAUAUAAGAGUAUUGAGAGCCCUUAAAAUUAUACUAAAUUUUCAGGACCUAGAGAAAAGUUCCAUAUAGGAAAGAGUGUUGAAAGCCUGUGGCUGUACCAACUGAGGUCAUCCUAACAGAGGAGGAAAGGAUUUUAUUUGUUCCCAUAAAAAAAUGGGAAACAAAGUUUUGUAACUUUUUUCAUAUAUAAUGUUGAAAAAGUCUUUCUUCCCAUUUAAAGUGAGGAAUAUUUCAGUGUCAUUUUUUGGUGGUUUUCAAAACCAGUUACCUAAGUUAAUUUAGGGAUGUAGAUUCUUACCGAUUUUUCUGGACAAGAAAUUACUACAUAAAUUUGUUAUUACAAUGUAUUCCACUAUGUUGAUGUGUUUUGUUUUUGUUUUUUUUUCUUUCUCUGGAAGAACAUUCCUAUAGAAAGGAAAUAGGAGCCAGAGUCUGAAAUCUAAAAUAAGGACUAAACAGCUUUUCAUUUGCUUUUCUACCCUUUGAGAUGCCAGAAGCAAUUUCCUCUUGAAGCUGACUUCCUCUCUGGAAGUGAUUUUCGUCUCCAACCAUGUUGAGGCUCUUUUCUCAUUCUUUCAUUCUGACUAACUUGCUUUUUUCCCCUCUGACUUUCGACUGCAGUUGGGAACUUCUGGAGGUAAGUAAUGACAGACAAGUUUCUCUCUAACUUUCUUUUUCAGUUCUUCUUCCCCCCCUCCUGCCCCCCCUCACCCAGUCAGUCUAGAAGGACAAACAAAGCACUAUUGGUGUCCUCUGCAAGAGAGCACUGAUAGGGGCUGGCUGUAAAUUGACGUGGCAUGGAAAAUCUCUGCUAGUUUGGAGCGGCUCUAAUGUUGCUGCGAAAUCAAGCCUACUCUUAACCAAGUUUGUAGCUUGAAAUCAUCACGGGCUUACGGGUUCUAUAUUAAAAAUGAAUGGAAAGUACCUUCACUUUUCUCUUUGGGAACUGGAUUUUUUCUCUGUUUGGAUUUACAGCUAACAGAAAACAACAAAAUCAAAGGGAAUUAUUUGGUUACUUUUUUUUUUUCCCCUGUAGUAAGAGCGACAGAUCUUGCUGCUCCCCCCACCUUUUCCUGCAACUUAAUCAUUUGCAGAUCUUGCCAUGGGGUGCGGACUGAGAAAGCUGGAAGACCCAGAUGAUAGCAGCCCUGGAAAAAUCUUUUCUACACUGAAGAGACCACAAGUUGAAACAAAGACGGAUUCUGCUUAUGAAUAUGUAUUGCUGGAUUUUACUUUAGAAGCUUCAUCAAAUCCAGAAGUUAUCAAGAUCAGUUCUGUGCUGGAUAUACCAUCUCAGGUGGAAGAAUAUUACAGCAAAGGAUAUGUUGUAGGAGCUGUUCAUCCUAUUAUGCUGCCAAUUGGACGUAGAAGGAGUUUCCCUGCAAGUCACAUGUAUCGAGUGGUACUUUCACGAUUAAAAUUGAGCCAGAAGCAUGCAGCACCCAGAGGACAAAGGCACCCCAGGCUGCUGAUUGAGGAAUGUCCUUUAAUGUAUGAAACACUGACAAAUGAGGUAGUGAAAGAACUGUUAGAAAAGGUUAAUGAAGCUGCUAAAAGAGGAAAGAAGUUUGUGGGAUUUGUAACGCAACAUUUUCCUCAGCCUAAAGCCUGUAAUGGAACAAGCCCAGAUGGAAGUGCAGAGCUGGAAGCAACACUGGGCAGAAGAAACAGGGAACACAGGAGAGAAAAUUUUGAUGAAAACUAUAAAAACUGGAAUGAGGGGACAUUGAGUGGUCACUCAUCUGAGAGUGGGAUAGAGGAGGAAAUGCAAGGAGAAAGCAGACUGUUAGAGGAUUCAGACUUCCAGUUUGGAAAAGAAGUCAGCCCUUCUAAACCACGGAAAGGAGAUGACAAGCUGUAUACAGUCUUCAAUGUUUUUGAAGACGAUUCCACCUGCUGGACCUAUCAUGAAGGUGUUUUGUCUAUGAAAGUAACAAGGAAGGGGCCGGUUGUUAGUACUCUGGAAGCAGACUGGCUAGAAUUAACUACAUUUUAUUAUAAGCAAGGAUUGUCCUUAGUCGAUUCUUUUGUACACUGGGAAUCUUCUAAAGGGGACUAUUUGCCCAAAUCUUUAGAGGGAUUAUUUAUCUAUGAAGAAGAAGGUGCUGGGGUUCCAGGUUCUAGCAGGAAAGGAAAUGAUGCAAUAGUUGUUGAACAAUGGACAGUCAUUGAGGGGUGUGAAAUUAAAACAGAUUAUGGACCUUUAUUGCACACGCUGGCUGAGUUUGGAUGGCUCCUGACCUGUGUCCUGCCCACCCCCAUCGUACGACAUGACAGUGAAGGAAACCUCGCUACAAAGCAAGUAAUUUUUCUUCAGAGACCUGUUAUGUGGAGUUCUGCAGUCCAGACACCAGAGAGGAAAUCCUUAAGACAAGUUACUGGGGAGGAAAAAAGCAAAGUGUCUAGCAGAAGUGUUGGAUUAGACACAGCUACUUCUUGCCCUCCAGAAAUUGGACAACCACCUGGCGAGUUUCACCUGUCUCCUUCUAAACAGUGUUGGAUCAAGGAGGGAUCCUCCCAGUAUGGAGGUUUUCCAGGAUUCAGUAGCAGUGAUGGAGUAUUAAGGGAACUGGAUGAUGGACAAUAUGACCAGGAAGAUGGAGUCACUCAGGUCACAUGUAUGUGAUAAACCCUGGAGCUGGAGACAUUGCUUCAGCUUCUUUUUCCCAUUGCAUGCACUGUGGGGAGCAAUGGGAGCACAGGGAGUACCUAUAAUAGGAGGCACGGUAAGAAAUCCCUUCUUGCCAAGGCUUCUCUCUCAGCUUUCCCAGCAUUUUGAGGUCAGAGAUGUGGGGCACAAACCUUGCAUUUCGUUCCCUGUCUGGGGCUCUGUGUGGAGGAAGAUCCCCCUGCUAACAGGGAGGGGGCUGGGCUGGAUGUUCCCUGCAGAGCCUGACCCAAAUGCUGCUCCCUCUUGCAGCUGCUGCUCUGGGAACAGCAGUCGUGGUCACAGUUAGCAGGGAUCUCCUCCCUGGUACACAGGGGGAAGAAAUGACGGCCAUACGUGUUACAUCUGUCUCUGGCAGAAAGCCAGGGAACUCUGGCAUUUUAAAAAUGGAGUAACAGCUGGGCUUUAGCAACUUGGAAUAUGUUGCUCUCCUUUUAAAAGUAUUUUUCAUAAGUUAUCCAAAACUCUGGUGUGCUUGUAAUUUUAACUGCUGGUCAUUCUCCAUACAAGUCAAAUCUGUAAAAUAAGCAAGAAUUGGUCAAAAACUUCAGCAAUUCUGAAUAUUUCAAGUUGGAGCUUUUAAAAUACAUAAAGAAAUUACUUUUUAUUAAGCACUAUUCUUGCUCGUGGUGGUUAACAGUAGUGAAUCCUUAAACAACACUGAACUACAACUACUUGAGUUACAAAGUAUAAAGUAGUAAAUUUAAUGCAGUUACUCUUUCUAGAAUACAUUACUUGGAUAAAAAGAAUCAUUUAACUGAGAUCUUAUCAGCUGUUGAGAGUGCAGAAAAUUCAAAUAAAAUAGUAUCAUUUUAAGAGAUUUUCCCCUUACAAGUUAUGGGAGGUUCACAAGAGAGAUUCUGUUUUGGUACAAGGGUAUCACAUGGAUAUCCACAGGUACACUCUAAAUUGUUACUUUUAGCAAGGCUUGUCUUGAAAUAAAAUCGUAUUCCUUUCCAGUAGUCCCCAGUUUUAACUGUACUUUAGUUCUUGCUUGUGAAUCUCACAGGUGUUGGCAGUGCUGCAAACCUAUGAAUUUCUUUACUGUCUUUUUAAUUCAGUAUAAAUAUGUGAAAUUGUUUCCUCUGAACACACUCAGCAAUUCCUGUUAAAGAACAGCUGGGUUUUUUAAAUGUCAUUUUUCUCACAGUAUGAAAGUUGCCCCUGCUGUAGAAAUAUUAAUCUUGUUUUCCCAUGUCUGUAUCGUCUUUCACCUCACAGGGCUACAUUUAGGCUCUGUAUGGAAGAAAAUAAAAUACAAUUCUUCAUAUGGGGGGAAAAAAACCCAACCUGACAGGAGCCAAGAUAGAAAUGUGUAAAGUGAGUGGCACAGAGGGUAGCAAAGGAAUGAAUUCCUCAGCAUUCUUUUUUUAGUACAAGAAAUCAGGGCAAUCAUGGUAGUGGAAGUAGCCAGUUUGAAAUAAAUUGUGGUAUCUGUUCAGCUGACUGUAGAAUUCCUUGUGCAGGAUGUUGUGUGUAAAGUUAUGUGGAUUUAAAGGUGACCAAAAAACUCCUGAAAGGAAAAACAUUGUCUCUGAAAGUCACUGAACCAGAAGCAGGCUGUGAAAAACUGGUCUGACUGCACACCUCUCCUGUUCUUUAGAUUAUUGUGAGCACCAGGGGUUUCAUCACUGGUGGCAUGUAGCUGAGUGCUCUCCUGCUGCAAGGCUUGCUUUUCAAAGUCAGGGCAAGAGUUAUAUCUGACUUCACACACUAGUCAAAGAACACAGUAAACCACCCAUCUUCCUAAGGUGUGGAUGCUGAAACAGACUAAAUUGAAAAUGCUUCUGAAACAAAUUAUGGAAAAUCUUCUAAUUUGUUCUUUAUAGUUAAAAAUGCUGAAAGACAACUAUAUCCCACUUAGAUAAGUGAGAAGGGGAGAAUGCAUUUUGGGUGUACAGGAUUGUAAUUUCAAAGACUCAUUUCAUCACCUGCUCUUACCAACCAGAGCAUUUAGCUGUGCCUCUACUAGUGUGGGUGACCACCACUGUCCAUUAAGUAAACGAAGUUUGUAAAUCACAAGAGGUGUGAGAGUGACUAACAAAACUUUUUGUAUGCUAUUAUGUGUGCAUAUGUACACACACUGCUCAGCUUCCAUGUUACCAUUAACUUACUUUUUAUUGUAAGAAUUGCAAAUCAAAGUAUGGAUGCGUUCUCUGACAGAAAAAGGAAGUACAUUUUUACUCAAUGCCAGGGCUUCAGUCAGGGGCAGCCCGUGUGUCUGAAUGUAGUAGGAAAGUCCCUUACCUGUACCUGACAAGAGAAAUGCCCUGCAACCAUCAGAACAGAGAUAGAAGGCAGCCAGUACUGUUCAUUAACUUCUGCAAAGGAAUGUUUAUACUUUCUGAUGCUUAAAUUGUUUGGAGAGGAAGUAGUUUUCUAGUGUUUACAAACAGGAAGAAGCUGUCCAAUGUUAAAUGUUUUGUACCCUGCUCAUAAUUGUCAGAACAGUUUAUUUACAUACCUGCUCAAUUGCAAUAAACUGUUGCUUAACUUCUGUGUUUCCUAUCUGUAAAGUGCUAUUUUUGUAAAGGGUAAGAUCUUCUCUGUAGUUCAUAUAGGAAGGUUCUCACCAUUAAAAGCACUUACCAAAUCAGUUGGUUUAUUAUGUUUGUCUCACACUGAUAUUAAAUGAGUUAAAUCAAUGUAUGCCUUGCCUCAAGCUAGAAUUGCUUUCCUGCAGUCUUGUCUGUACAUCCAGACAGCUCACAGGGCAAAGCCUGAUAGACUUACAGCCAUCUAUUAAAAGCUGAUUAGGCUUUCCUUGUCGUUAGUCUGUUAUUCUUUUGAAGGCAAAAAAUGCAAGCUGCUGUCUUGACAAUUCCCUAUGGAUUAAUUUAGAGAAUCAUGUAAGUUAAGAUUUACAUUUUUCAACGCCAAAUUCCUGUAUCAGAAUUUAGACAAGUGUUAUGAUUUAAAGAAGUGAACAUCCCUGGCUUGAGGUAAGCACAACUUGAAAUGAAGGGACAAAGUGGUUUAGAGGAACUGGUCUGAUGACCUGUUCUGAUCUGUUUAAGCAGAUGAACUUUGACAUGUGAGAGAAUUAAAAUCUUAAAAGGAAAGGCUGAUGUGUUGCAAGAUACACUAAGCCAAAAAUCAGGAAAAACCUCAGUGAUGAAGGAAAAAAUAAUUUGGAAGUUAGUUUUUGCUUACAGUUGCUUUUGCAUUUGUGACUUUCUGUCAUAAUAUGCUUACUUUGUAUCUGGAAGGCCCUCUUCUAGAUCUGACACUUUGACUGUACGACCACCAUUUUCUGUUUUGAGAGGUGUAUAAAUUUGAGGUCUGACUUCUGA
Messenger RNA from Chiroxiphia lanceolata (lance-tailed manakin), 7884 nucleotides. It is a transcript of the gene RFTN2, whose product is annotated as raftlin family member 2. The transcript is spliced from 10 exons. NCBI's taxonomy places the organism in Eukaryota, Metazoa, Chordata, Aves, Passeriformes, Pipridae. The coding region runs from base 3026 to 4549 and encodes 507 amino acids. The record is from RefSeq and is a predicted model, not a curated record.